AUGACCCAAGCAGGUACUACAGCUCUCGCCGCCGCCAUGAUGGGGGCCGGCUACCUCUGCGCACUCUGCGCCACACCCCCGAAUCCAUCCCCCGACCGCAAAGACAGACACACAACGGAUCGAAUCAGCUUCAUCGCAGGCUCGGGGGCAACGAUCGCCCGUCGCAUAGCCGUCACUGCCGUAACAUACCAUGCCCUCCUCACAGCGCUACCAGUCUAUGCGCCACAGCGGAUGUCGCAGAUGUGCCCGCGACCGCACAAUCUCAACCCAGAGCUAUUCUCCUGGAGUAUUCCUGCCAUCGCGGGCAUCCUGCUGAUAUGCCUCGGUGCCUAUGUUCGCCUCGCGGCGUACGGUACACUCAACCGCAACUUCACAUUCCACCUCGCGGCGCCGGAUAAGCUGGUGACGUCGGGUGCCUAUGGUUGGAUGCAACAUCCAAGCUAUACGGGGCUGGUGCUGAUCGGGUUUGGUGUCGCGUCGCUGUUUUGUCGCUGGGAUGGGGUGCCUGCCUGCUGGAUUUCUGAGGCCACGUUGGCUCGAUGGUCCGGGUGGGGUAUGGGGGUGUUGGGGGGUUAUAUUUCGGUUGCACUUUGUGUUCUGUUUACGAGGGUGAAGGAUGAAGAAGAGAUGCUGAAGGGGAAAUUCGGCAAGGAAUGGGAAGAGUGGCACCGGUCGACGAAGCGGUUCAUUCCGGGCAUUUUGUGA
This is a messenger RNA of Penicillium subrubescens, 705 nucleotides long. Its product is annotated as methyltransferase family protein. The record is from RefSeq and is a predicted model, not a curated record. Lineage: Eukaryota; Fungi; Ascomycota; Eurotiomycetes; Eurotiales; Aspergillaceae. Gene Ontology annotation, cellular component: membrane; endoplasmic reticulum. Gene Ontology annotation, molecular function: protein C-terminal S-isoprenylcysteine carboxyl O-methyltransferase activity. The transcript has a single exon. The coding region runs from base 1 to 705 and encodes 234 amino acids. Gene Ontology annotation, biological process: C-terminal protein methylation.